Pistacia vera is the source of this 1195-nucleotide messenger RNA. Its product is annotated as protein SAR DEFICIENT 4. NCBI's taxonomy places the organism in Eukaryota, Viridiplantae, Streptophyta, Magnoliopsida, Sapindales, Anacardiaceae. The transcript has a single exon. The coding region runs from base 70 to 1074 and encodes 334 amino acids. The record is from RefSeq and is a predicted model, not a curated record. Gene Ontology annotation, cellular component: cytoplasm.
GCUAAGUCUUGGUCUCCUUAGCAAUUUCCUUCUCCAGCUGCCCAACUCAGUUCCUCAUUUCUCUCAUCCAUGGCUUCCAGUGAUUCAAGUCCCAACACAACCACCAUCCCAAUCUUCAUCUCUGCUAAUUCGCUCCACUCCAUCCUAACCCACAACUCCCUGAUCCAACACUUCCAGUCUUCUCUUCCGAAAGUCUCACCGACAAUCCACACACCAAUCCGUCAAAGCUUCGAAGUUUCACCUUCCUCCUCUCUCCUUCUCAUGCCCUCUUGGUCCUCCUCCCCUUCUUUUCCCUACAUGGGUGUCAAACUUGUCACUUACUUCCCUCAAAACUCCACCCUAAACUUGCCCGGAAUUCACGGAAGUUACGUGCUCUUCAGCUCAUCCACUGGCCAAACUUUGGCCUCCAUGGAUGGCACUGUGCUGACUCUUUAUAGGACAUCAUGUGUAUCUGGCUUGGCUUCAAAGUUCUUGGCUAGAAGUGAUAGCAAAGUCCUUGUUAUGAUCGGUGCAGGCGCUUUGGCUCCCCAUUUAAUCAAGGCCCAUUUAGCAGCUCGGCCAAGUUUGCAGAGAGUAAUAAUUUGGAACCGAACGAUGAAAAAAGCGAGGGACUUGGUUGAGGAUUUUAGCAAGAGUGAUGAAUAUAAGGGGGUGUGUUUCGACAGUAAUGAAAAUUUAGAGGAAAUUGUUAAAAUGGGUGAUAUUGUGAGUUGUGCAACGAACUCCCAGGUGGCAUUAGUGAGAGGUGAGAAAUUAAAGGUGGGAGCUCAUCUGGAUUUGGUUGGAUCAUUUAAGCACAGUAUGAGAGAAUGUGAUGAUGAGGCCUUAAGAAGAGGGAGGGUUUUUGUGGAUAAUGAGGGGGCAUUUGUUGAAGCUGGUGAACUUGUGGGUGCUUUUAAAAGAGGGGUGAUAAAAAAGGAAGAUAUUGUGGGAAAUUUGGUGGAGUUGAUUGAUGGGACAAAAACUGGAAGGAAAGAUGAUAAGGAGAUCACAGUGUUCAAGUCUGUUGGCUCUGGCAUAGUGGAUGCUCUUGCAGCUCAAAUGGUAUAUGAAAAUUUACAAAAACUUGCAUGAAUGAUUAGUAUCAAAAGUCAUUCAAAUAUUCAGUGUGCUAAUAAUGUCCAGUUACAGUUGAUGAUAAUGUGAGAUCACUCCUAGUAAUAAUUUUAUUUGUUUUAAGCUUAAUAUUAUUAUC